AUGUCUCCUUUACACUGCUUUGUUAUAGUCAUUUAUAUUCGCGUCGUUGAUUCGUAUAACACGUUUAAAUCUAAAAAUGUUACCAAUGAAGCAAUUAGAUUUGACGACCCUCACCGACCAACGUUGGCCUAUCCAACAUCUCUGGCGUUUCUGUUUAUAUUUACAACGAUUCUUAUUGGUGUAUUAAUAAGGACGAUAAUGCUGUGGACGAAUAUGUGUAUUCCGUAUCGAGUUGUGAUGUUCUCUCUGGGAGGAAUUGCAGGAUUUUGCGCCAAUGUUUACCCAUCGUUUAAACCAAUAGUCCAAAUAUGUUACAUCGACGUAGACUUGAUGCUGUUAAUAUUUCUACCGAUAAUAGUCUUCUAUACGUCUUAUAGUGUGGACUCGCAUUCGUUUUGGAAGUGUUUUCCUCAAAUAUUGCUCGUUGGCGUACCGGGUGCUUUGAUGACGGCUUUAAUGGCGGCUUUCAUGGCUUAUAACCUGAUCGAACCGUCCUGGAAUUUCCCUACUGCCUUUUUAUUUGGAGUGAUCUGCUCACCAAUAUAUCCAAUGGAAGUUGUUAAACAGUUGAAAGAAAUGUCCAAAGGGAAAUAUAUCGGGGUACUUUUGUUGGGGGAAGGUUUGAUAGGAGAUGCUACAGCCAUGAUUGAAUUUACAGCGGUUUUCGGUUACUUAGCAUUGGCUUUGACAGAAGCUUCUCAAAUAUCCUUAUUGCUGCUUCGCUUCGCCGGGGGAGGGGUUUUACUUGGUUUAGUAAUGGGCGAGAUAACUGCUACUUUGUUAUCUAUAACGUAUUAUGACUUACUUUGUGUGGUAACUGUGACGCUGGCAGGGGCCUACCUUACGUUCUACAUCGGCGAGAAGUAUUUCUAUGUCUCUGGUUUAUUAGGUACGGUCAUAGCUGGAGUGAUGGUUAGUAAACGAAAGUCAACAGUUUCUGGUGAUGUUGAACAUAUAGUUUCACAUUUCUGGAAUAUUUUAUCUCAUCUCGCCAAUACGCUGGUAUUCACAAUGGUCGGUGUGGUCAUAUUUGAAAAGUUAAGCUAUGUGAUCAGCGUUCGUCAAGUGUCGUUAAUUUUCGUCACGUAUACAACUGUGUUCUUCUCGAGAUUACUGGUGUAUUCGAUAAUGACUCCUAUUUUAAGGCAUAUAGGGUAUGGAAUAUCCUGGCAACAUUCGAUGGCUUGUGUGUGGGGAGGGCUGAGAGGUCCGUUGUCGCUUUGCUUAGCGUUGAUUGUUCUCCAAAAUCCUGUUGUCGCUGAUGCUGGUGAGAUAUUUAUAAUUCAAACAGCAGGCUUAGUUAUAUUAUCUUUAAUUGUGAACGCAACGUCAAUGCAAAAAGUUCUGAAAGUAUUGGGGCUAGCUGAAAUAUCGCUCGCUAAGAAAGCCAACAUGACAAACAGUGUAAAGCGCAUCAUGGCCACAAGAGAUCGUUGUAUCUCCAUGCUGAAAAUGGACAAGUUCCUCACUGAUGCUAAUUGGGAUCUCGUGCAAGCAGGUACAACGAUCAAGCAUCCGUACCAGAUUCAGAUGUCACGUGAUGAAGACAGCGAAGACGAUACUUACAUGGGCUACCGCUACACCACCUGUCCCGACUGCGAGAGAGAAAUACCUAACGAACCGACGAAGAAGGAGUUUGCGGAAAUGAUGAGGGAAGCAAACCAACGUGUACUUAAAGCCCUGAAAAUCUCUUAUUGGCGUCAGUACGAGCACGGUAAGAUAAGUAAGGAUGGUGUGAGAACACUCGUUCAGGCGGUGGAGAUAGCCGCUGACGCUGAUGAUGGAAGGAUUAACUUGGAACAGUUGGGCACAUUGUGGAAACCUAAGGCCCACGCGGUCUGGCUACGACAUAAGCUGGUGGACAUGAUGAUGCCUGAACAAGCGAGUGCUCAAAUCCCGCGACACCAAUGGCGUCAGUGGUGCUACAGGCUUGUCUCAAACAUUUGGUUCGAUGGCUUCAUAUAUAUGAUGAUACUGUGUAACACGCCGGUCAUAUUGUGCGAAGUUAUGUUGAAGGCGCCGGUCUCUUCCGGUAUUGUAUAUGCCAUUAAGGCGCUCAACUUAUUCUUUUACAUAAUAUAUGUAAUUGAAAUGAUUGUUAAAAUGCUGGCUCUAACCGUUCGUGGAUAUUUCAAAUCGCAUUGGAAUAAGUUGGACUUCUUCAUAAUUCUUAUGGCAACGGCGGAUUUAAUCCUGGAUAUAAUAGAUGCAGUAACAGCCUGGGAUAAGUGGAACAACUCCAACUCCAGCGUGCUCACUGCGACGAAAUUGUUGAGGAUGCUGAGAUUUAUUAGGCUGUGUAAGCUGGCCAGAGUAUCAAUUCCUAAAGUAAUGGCUUAUAUAGAUAGAAUGAUCGAUAUACAAUUGGCGUUCGGAUAUGACGUUGGAAAGGGUUUUGUAACGGGUGAGCAGGAGGUCUGCAACCUCCUCCCACAGUUGGUGGACAACAAACAAAUACAGGAAACCUUGUAUAACAGACUAGAAGGGGAUAGAUUGACUGUGACCCGUCAGCUGGGAUUGUUGCAAAGAGACCGUCCGUGGACUGCCAUUACCGUCAAGACGAGGCAGGCUACCACUUCAACGUUAAACAUUAUAUUGCUGGAUGCGAUGCAGCUCAAAGAAGAAGGUUUCCUAGACGAAGUGGAAUAUCGCCUGCUAGUUAAUGCUAUAGAGGACAAAGUUCAACUGUGUCGUCACAAAGGCAGCCUAGUGGCCCCCUCUUCCCCGGAAACUCAACUCCGCGCCGUGUCCUGGCUCCAAGGUAAUGAAAGGGUCGCGGAUUUUUUCAUAGAAAAUUCAGAGAUUCACAACUACAAUUUUAACGACAUACUUGUAUCGCGGGGUGAUCAACCGAGGGGCCUGUACAUCCUAGUAUCGGGGCUCUGUGAAGCGAGCUACAUACCCCCCGAGGGAGAUAUGGACGAAAGCUUACCAAAUUACGAAUUCAGAACCGAUCUGAAGUUUGCGGAACCCAGUAAAGAUUAUAUUGUAUCGGGGAAUGCGAUUGGAGUCUUAGGGGUGCUCACGAAUCGUCCGUACAGCUACACGGUGCGCUGCGACUCGGCCGUCCAGUCUUAUUACAUCACGAUGCCAAUAGUUAAAGAAGCUUUCAACCUCGCACCACAUCCUAUAAUGGGUUUGGAAGCAGCAAUGUGGCGUGAGAUUGGCAUCAAAUUGUCAGUGAUGAUAUUACCCACAGUGCCAGCUUAUCACGGCUGGUCGAUAGAAAAGAUUAGUAUGCGUCUGGAAAACGCUUUCGUGCCGUGCCUUAAAGCUUUUAAGAUAUUUAUUGUAAACGAGCUCAUGGAAGACAUUAUUCUGCUGGACGGCAUCUGCCAGGACACGGCCACCAGAGAAGUGUUCCAACCACCUUGCUAUAUCCCAAGGACAGUACAUCGUCUGAUAUUUCCGAAAUCAUCGCAAAUGGUGGUGAGUGGGUCUUGCCCCGAGACGAAGCUGUUGAUAGUCCCCGCCAAAGACACAGAUGAGCUCGAUAUAAUGGAAGAUGAGAUAGAUGAUCUGCAAUGUGAACUUGUGUCGAGCGUGUCGUCGCGCUGCCUGUACCACCGCGCGGCGCGCAAGCUGUCGGCCGAGUCGCGCGGCAAGAGCGCCGUGCGCCUGCGCGCCAAGCGCCGCCGCGCCCCGCGCCGCGUCAACUACCGCGACUCCGUGUGGGGGAACAAGAUCUCAUCAGCGACUGUCACGGUACCGUCGAUGGCCGGCUCUCAGAGUGAAAAGGAAAUAAGCUCUAAAUAUUAUAAACCGAGCUUCGUCGAUAUGCCAGAAAAAUUGGAAUCUACAAAACCAAAAAGUGAGUACAAAAUGAGAUAUUAG
This is a messenger RNA of Vanessa tameamea, 3834 nucleotides long. RefSeq names its product sodium/hydrogen exchanger 10-like. Bases 1 to 3834 code for a protein of 1277 amino acids. Gene Ontology annotation, biological process: sodium ion import across plasma membrane; proton transmembrane transport; regulation of intracellular pH. The transcript has 20 exons. NCBI's taxonomy places the organism in Eukaryota, Metazoa, Arthropoda, Insecta, Lepidoptera, Nymphalidae. The record is from RefSeq and is a predicted model, not a curated record. Gene Ontology annotation, molecular function: monoatomic ion channel activity; potassium:proton antiporter activity; sodium:proton antiporter activity. Gene Ontology annotation, cellular component: plasma membrane.